Molecule: messenger RNA, 1061 nt
Organism: Phytophthora nicotianae INRA-310
Lineage: Eukaryota; Oomycota; Peronosporomycetes; Peronosporales; Peronosporaceae
Exons: 2
Coding region: 111-947 (278 amino acids)
Biological process (GO): activation of GTPase activity; nucleocytoplasmic transport
Cellular component (GO): nucleus; cytosol; perinuclear region of cytoplasm
Molecular function (GO): small GTPase binding; GTPase activator activity
Source: RefSeq, a predicted model, not a curated record
UACGACCAAUCAAAUUCUGUCAAAAUUCUUUAUGUUCAGAUGGCUGUCUGAACUUAUGGUUCUGUCGUUCGUGUCUAUUAUUAUUGCGAGCCUCUUGGACUGAAGAGCAGAUGACGGAGAAGCAACUCCUCCAAGCUCAUGCAGAAGGUAGCGCAGCAGCGGAAUUGCCACACGUUUUGUGCCCGUACGUCCUUGUACUGCGUGAACGACGAGAGGGAGACACGGAUGAUCGGCAGAUUGCGCUGCUGAUGGAUAACCGCAGCGUGUCUCCGGAGCGCAUGAUCGGCGGUUUACUAGACUUUGUAUCGCAGAUCAACACGCCGCUGGUUCGACUGUGGUGCGAUCCUACGCCUCAAUCCUGUUGUGUUGAUGUAGCAGAUCGCAUCCUUAUCUCCGCGUCGUCUACAUGUAGUUUAUCCAAGAACCCGAUUGGACCCGAAGGCGCUCGAUUGCUGGGCAGCGCCUUGGUGACGAACAAUACGCUGCAGUUUUUGGAGCUGGAGGCAUGCGACCUCGCCGGCAGCGCGUACCGACCGCAACACGAGGGGGUUCUAGCGUUAGCAAAGGGAAUUCAAUCGGUCAGAUCGCGACUCUGCUACGUCAAUGUUGCUAGCAAUGACUUGCAGCCCCAAGGCUGUAGAAUUUUACUGGGCGCCUUGUCUUUCCACAAGACACUGACGGCGCUCGACAUGUCCGACAACUUGUUGUGUAUCUUUAACGAUAAGCAAGGCUAUCUGGCAUUGUCGUAUCUGCUGCAGUACAGCAAGCAGCUCUGCUGGUUAAACAUAGAUGACAACCCGCUCACAGCGACAGCAGCUAUUGCGCUGAAAGAGAGUUUGGCUACGAACCACUCGCUCACCACUUUACACGCUUCUCACUGCGGCAUCACAAAUGAUCACUGGCUUAACUUCUCGUCUGGAAACUUAACUUCUCGUCUGGAAACUUAACUUCUCGUCUGGAAAUACAUUACGAGCCAAUGAUGAAAGUAAAAAGCGGUCUAACAGACUACUGUUGAAGUUAAAGUGCUCAUGAACAAUAUAAUUGUUUAUCAAUAUAGAAUG